This is a messenger RNA of Ceraceosorus guamensis, 3110 nucleotides long. RefSeq lists its product as hypothetical. Bases 185 to 2845 code for a protein of 886 amino acids. Gene Ontology annotation, molecular function: RNA polymerase II complex binding. The transcript has 4 exons. Lineage: Eukaryota; Fungi; Basidiomycota; Exobasidiomycetes; Ceraceosorales; Ceraceosoraceae. Gene Ontology annotation, biological process: mRNA 3'-end processing. The record is from RefSeq and is a predicted model, not a curated record. Gene Ontology annotation, cellular component: RNA polymerase II, holoenzyme.
CUGCUCACAACCCGGAGCUGACUUCGAAAAUACUGGCUCUCACUGUGCCUCGUGACUCGUGCUCAUAAGCGCGACUGCUUGUGAGAACACAUUCGUAACCAGCUCUAUCCGUGCUUGAGUCAUCCACCCUGUUCGUUGAUGGUCUCACUGCGCCCUGGUCGUUCACCCACCUCAAUACACCGUGAUGGCGAGAGCGACAGGGAACAGAGGUGCGAAUGCGGCCUCGAGCGAUAGCGUCACUCCACUUUCAUCGAGCAUGCCUCAUGCUGCCACUGCUGGGCAGGUAGGUGAUGCGGAGGGCGGCGCUGCUGCUACUGCUGCUGCUACUGCUGCUGCUACUGCUACUGCUGCUGGUACUGCUACUGCAAACCAAACCUCGGCUGGUAUGUCGUCUCCAGCACCGACACCUGCUUCCAGCAGCGCAGGGAGCGCCAAUCCUCCGACAUUCAUUCCGGGCCCAGCUCUCCGUUCGGGCUCGACUUCCACAGGCCAGACUGCAACCGCUUCUCCACCCGUCGCUGGGUCUGGCAGUGGGGCUUCUCGAAGAGAGUCUACGAAUCCCAGACCAAACAGCGCCAUUGCUGCUCCGUCGGCUGUGUCAUCGUCGUCCACUCGCGGACGUGGACAGACGGCCGCAAGUAGCCUUUCCGCUCACACGAUGCACCCUGCGGCCGCCGGCUCGCUUUUCGGCUUCGAGCAGGCUGCUCAGUCGAGCCGGAGUGGUGGCAACGGACUCUUCAACUUUUCACAGCGAGGCACGCCAACCUCGAACGACACGAGCGGUGGUCGUGCUUCUGCUCAGCGUAUCCCUUUUACGUCUCAGGGCGCUCAAGGAAGUCCUAGACCUCAGGUGGGCGGUAUGUUGGGCGCUGCUGGCAGCACCCUGUGGUCCAGCAUUCCAACUUUCUCCUCUCCAGGUAGGCCAGGCGCGGGCAUUGCAGCGUCGAGCUCCCAUCACGGCUUUGCGGGCGCUGGUCAAGGCAGCUGGGCCCUCGCUGAUCCUGCUGGAUGGAGUGGGGAGUCGAGCGCCCCAGCUGCCGUCAAGGCCUUUGAAGAGGACACCAUCACGUCGUUCCGUUGGCGCAUCUCCGAUCUGAGACUGCUCCGCGACGAAGUAGAGAGUUCGACGCUCUCCGAUGGCGAGCGCUCCAUCUCUGCAGGCGCAGGCAAAAGCGAGAUCUGGACCACGCAGCCAAUCUUUGGCGACGGGAAAUGGAAGUUGGAGCUCGUGCGCACCUCUCGUGGAGCUGGAUCUUCUGGCAGCAAGGAGGAGGAGGAGGCUGAUUCGAGCGCUGAGGGGCGGAGCAAUACAGUAUUGAGCGUAUAUCUGACGGCGAUGCUACUGGACUACAUCCCAUCUCAUAUCUCCAUCGCCGCGACCAUCUUCGUUGGCCUCGCGCCUGCAGGCCGCUCGCCAUCCAUCAAGACAUCGCGCGACGGAGGCUUCGUCUGGAGGCAUCAUGCAGCUCACACGUUCGCACGCGAUGACGGCGAGUUCUGGGAGUGCCACGAGCUGCCGAGCCUGACCGAGCUUCUAGAGUUCCCGGCAGUUUCCAGGCAGAAUGCUAUGGAGCUCACCUUGCAAAUAUCGACCGGACCUCGCGUCGCUCAAACACCAGACAGUGGCACCAUCCGCACCAAGAACACUUCGGUGUUCGAAGACAAACACACGCACUCGGUUCCACGAGCGCUCGUGAAUGGUCUCGAAGGUCUCCUUGAUUGCAGCGCUACGGGAGAUGUCAUCCUGCUGGUCAAGGAGCGAGGUUUGAGACUGGCGCCUGAUGCCGAUGGCGAGCGCCGUGUCGAAACAGAUCCGUUUCCUAGUAGUAGCGGGACCAUGCCAAGCGGGGCCGGUGCAGUCACGAGGGAUCGAGUUCUGUGGGCGCAUUCAUCGAUUCUUCGCGCUCGAGGAGAGUUCUGGAGUGACAUGCUCGCCUCCUCCUUUGCAGAGGGGGUCGAGCAUGAUCUAGCAGAAGCAUACGGAGGUCGUCGAGUACGCGUCCUGAGGCUUCCCGACGCAGACUUUGCAUCAGCGUAUGCGCUUCUGCGUUGGUUGUACGUAAACGAAGUCGAGUUUGCUGAUGAUUUCAACCAGCCAUUGCGUGGAGAGUCCUUUGGUCUGCUUGAUGACUCGCAUUGGGUCACGGAGGAAGAAGACGCAACGCAGAGCCUACCCGAUUGGAACUGGCAAGAGUGCGUCAGAGACGAGGGCGAAGAGCACGUCAACGGGGCGGCGGCUAGCGGCCAACAGCAGCCUCAAUUCCCGCUUCACACAUCAGGUGGCCUUAUGUCCAGCAGAGCCUCGCACGGCUCGGUCAAUUCGAGUACGACUGCCGCUGCAGAGGGCUCCCAACAUGUCCCUGCAAGUCCGCCUACUACUUUGCCCCGCCCACGUCGACCUGGAGAGUACGAUCCGCGAGCUUCGCGCGCCGCGUUGAAUCAACAGAGUCCAAGCGCGCCGACUCUGGGUUCGGUACUCAGUCAGGAUCCGCAUCCUCAUCCAGUCACUGACUUGGCUCCAGCAUCAGCUCUGACCAUCUAUCGACUCGCUCAUCGAUGCGCUCAAGAUUCUCUAGCUGAGCUAGCGCGCGCGCACGUCGUGGCCUCUCUCGAUCCUCAAAGCGCUUUUCCCACCUUUUUGGCCACGGGUCUCUACGCCGAGCUGCACGCCGACGUGAAGAGAUACCUGCUAGCAAACUGGACAGCCGUCAGCCAUAGCGAAGCUUUUGAAAGAUCGAUUGAUGAGAUCUGCGCAGGUCAAUGGGGGGAGGCGGCGAGUCGCUCACUAAGAGAAUUUAUGCGCGCUCUGACGCCAUACAGCCCUCCUGCUAGGCGCUCUCGUUGAGAGCGAGCACAUUGCAUCGUCCCGACCACACUAUCGGUCCGCACCUCUGCUGCCAUCAAUCACAUCCGCACCGAUUGCAUUAGCUCCUCACCCUCGAGCACUCUGUCGCAUCUUUAAGCUGGAGGCGCAGAUAGACCCACAUGUAUCAAUCUUCACAUCAAGUGUCUACAUCAUGCACGAUCACGUACGACUUUCGAUUUAAGUUCCAUGGGCAUGCGUGCUUGUAAGAUAGAUGAAACGAGAACAAGAAUGCUGAUGCUGUAGU